This is a messenger RNA of Nelumbo nucifera (sacred lotus), 1643 nucleotides long. It is a transcript of the gene VIP1, whose product is annotated as VIRE2-interacting protein 1. Gene Ontology annotation, molecular function: DNA-binding transcription factor activity. Gene Ontology annotation, biological process: regulation of DNA-templated transcription. The record is from RefSeq and is a predicted model, not a curated record. Gene Ontology annotation, cellular component: nucleus. Lineage: Eukaryota; Viridiplantae; Streptophyta; Magnoliopsida; Proteales; Nelumbonaceae.
CGCAUUAAAGUGUGGAGAGUGGAGACCAAAACUAUCACUCGAGCGAAAGUAUAGGUACUUGUCAGGAAUUUUCCUUAAAAAGAAAUUCCACAUCGUCUCUUACUCGAUUCAUCUCUCUGGAAUUCAAUGCCGUCGUUGUUAAACAAGUCCAGUAAAUCCCCAAAACUCGCGAGCCUCCUCCCAACCACCCACAUAGACGUCCAUAAUGGAAACCCAGUUCACCGAUAGGGCCGCCGCGAAACCUUUCUCCGGCCUAUAUUCUGCUGUAGUUGACAUCGAUCAGAUGCCGGAAACUCCCCAGCGCGGGUCCCAUCACCGCCGGGCCCAGUCGGAGACUUUCUUCCGGUUCCCCGACGACAUCCUGUUCGACCCAGAUGUCGAUUUCAAUCUUGCCGCCAUGGAUUUGCCUUCGAUGUCCGAAGACAACGAUUCUCGUGGCARCGGUGCAGUUCCGAUGCCUGUUGAUUCUGGUAAAUCAGAGGAAUCCACCGGUGACAAGGGGAAGGGAAGAUUGGGGGGAGCUAGUCAUCUCAGGAGCUUGUCCAUGGACGCCGACUUUUUUGAGGGUUUAGGGUUUCAACCGUCAACGGUUGGGAUUGGCGGGGAAGGGGAGAAAUUUGGCGGGAAAGGGGUUCCAGAGAAGAGGAUGCACAGGCACAGUUAUUCAAUGGAUGGAUCGUCGUCUUCAUUUGAGGUGGAGUCCGUGGAAAGUACGAAGAAGGCGAUGGGACCAGAUAAGCUGGCCGAGCUGUCUUUGAUUGAUCCAAAAAGAGCUAAAAGGAUUCUUGCAAACAGGCAAUCUGCAGCACGGUCAAAAGAAAGGAAGAUACGUUACACCAACGAGCUAGAGAGGAAGGUGCAAACACUUCAAACAGAAGCUACCACUCUUUCAGCGCAAGUUACAAUGCUACAGAGAGACACCAAUGGUUUGACUACUGAGAACAAGGAACUCAAAUUGCGGUUGCAGGCCAUGGAGCAGCAAGCACAACUUCGUGAUGCUUUAAAUGAAGCCUUGAGAGAAGAAGUACAGAGGCUUAGGAUAGCUACUGGCCAAGUCCCGGCUGUCAAUGGCAACACUUUCAGCAGGGGACUGCCUCCGCCUUAUUUCUCCCAGUCCCAGUCUUUGAGUCAUUUUGGCAGCCAUCAGACUCCUCAGCAACAGCAACCACAGCCGCAGCAGCAGCAGCAGCUCCACACAUCUCAGCCACUUGCCAAUGGCCACACCCUGGGGGGGCAGCCACAAGAUCCUCAACAUGUUUCCAUGGACUUCCAUCGAGGGGUUUGAUAUCCAUCCAAGUGCUUAAAAUUUGUUGGCAGAGGCUCGUUUUCAUGAUGAAUUGGGAUUUGACAACUCGAAGGUAAAUUGUUCCAAUCGUGUUCUUGUAUAUACAUGUAAUAUGUAUUAUGCAUAUUUGCUGCUUGUAAGGUUGUAAAGAGUGCUUAUUCAGCAAAAGGGAAAAAGAAGAGUACUCAGAUCAAUUAGGUUCUGAUGAACCAUGUUGUAGAGCAAUUAGGUUCUGAUGAACUAUCUAAUCAAUGGAUGAUUGUAGUUUGACUUCGAACAGAGAUAUUCAUGACAUAAUUAGACUCUAUUGUUAGAAUAUGAUUAUAAAUAAAGUGUUAGUUAUUUGCUGUUUCCUUGA